Molecule: messenger RNA, 3603 nt
Organism: Equus quagga
Lineage: Eukaryota; Metazoa; Chordata; Mammalia; Perissodactyla; Equidae
Gene: GRM1
Product: glutamate metabotropic receptor 1
Exons: 8
Coding region: 1-3603 (1200 amino acids)
Biological process (GO): regulation of synaptic transmission, glutamatergic; G protein-coupled glutamate receptor signaling pathway
Cellular component (GO): postsynaptic density membrane
Molecular function (GO): adenylate cyclase inhibiting G protein-coupled glutamate receptor activity; G protein-coupled receptor activity involved in regulation of postsynaptic membrane potential
Source: RefSeq, a predicted model, not a curated record
AUGGUCCGGCUCCUCUGGGUUUUCUUCCCAGCGAUCUUUUUGGAGACGUCCCUUUUCCCCAGAGGCACCAGCAGAAAAGUGUUGCUGGCAGGAGCCUCGUCUCAGCGCUCGGUGGCCAGAAUGGACGGAGAUGUCAUCAUUGGGGCCCUCUUCUCAGUCCACCACCAGCCUCCGGCCGAGAAGGUGCCCGAGAGGAAGUGUGGGGAGAUCAGGGAGCAGUAUGGCAUCCAGAGGGUGGAAGCCAUGUUCCACACGUUGGAUAAGAUUAACGCGGACCCGGUGCUCCUGCCCAACAUCACCCUGGGCAGUGAGAUCCGGGACUCCUGCUGGCACUCCUCCGUGGCUCUGGAGCAGAGUAUUGAGUUCAUCAGGGACUCUCUGAUUUCCAUUCGAGACGAGAGGGAUGGGGUCAACCGGUGCUUGCCUGACGGCCAGUCCCUCCCCCCAGGCAGGACUAAGAAGCCCAUUGCGGGCGUGAUCGGCCCGGGCUCCAGCUCCGUAGCCAUUCAAGUGCAGAACCUGCUCCAGCUCUUCGACAUCCCCCAGAUCGCAUAUUCUGCCACGAGCAUCGACCUGAGUGACAAAACUUUGUACAAAUACUUCCUGAGGGUUGUGCCUUCUGACACUUUGCAGGCAAGGGCGAUGCUUGACAUAGUCAAGCGUUACAAUUGGACGUAUGUCUCUGCAGUCCACACAGAAGGGAAUUAUGGGGAGAGCGGAAUGGAUGCUUUCAAAGAGCUGGCUGCCCAGGAAGGCCUCUGCAUCGCCCAUUCAGACAAAAUCUACAGCAAUGCUGGGGAGAAGAGCUUUGACCGACUCCUGCGCAAGCUCCGAGAGCGGCUUCCCAAGGCCAGAGUGGUGGUCUGCUUCUGUGAAGGCAUGACCGUCCGAGGCCUCCUGAGCGCCAUGAGGCGCCUUGGCGUGGUGGGCGAGUUCUCACUCAUCGGAAGUGAUGGAUGGGCAGACAGAGAUGAAGUCAUUGAAGGUUAUGAGGUGGAAGCCAACGGAGGAAUCACGAUAAAGCUGCAGUCUCCAGAGGUCAGGUCAUUUGAUGAUUAUUUCCUGAAGCUGAGGCUGGACACUAAUACGAGGAACCCCUGGUUCCCUGAGUUCUGGCAACAUCGGUUCCAGUGCCGCCUACCAGGACACCUUCUGGAAAAUCCCAACUUUAAAAGAAUCUGCACAGGCAAUGAAAGCUUAGAAGAAAACUAUGUCCAGGACAGUAAGAUGGGGUUUGUCAUCAACGCCAUCUACGCCAUGGCGCAUGGGCUGCAGAACAUGCACCACGCCCUCUGCCCGGGCCAUGUGGGCCUCUGCGAUGCCAUGAAGCCCAUCGACGGCAGCAAACUCCUGGACUUCCUCAUCAAGUCCACAUUCAUUGGUGUGUCUGGAGAGGAGGUGUGGUUUGAUGAGAAAGGAGAUGCUCCUGGAAGGUACGAUAUCAUGAAUCUGCAAUACACUGAAGCUAACCGCUACGACUAUGUACAUGUCGGAACCUGGCAUGAAGGGGUGUUGAACAUCGAUGAUUACAAAAUCCAAAUGAACAAGAGCGGGAUGGUCCGGUCUGUGUGCAGUGAGCCUUGCUUAAAGGGUCAGAUUAAGGUCAUCCGGAAAGGAGAAGUGAGUUGCUGCUGGAUUUGUACGGGCUGCAAAGAGAAUGAAUACGUGCAAGAUGAGUUCACCUGCAAAGCCUGUGACUUGGGGUGGUGGCCCAACACAGAUCUAACAGGCUGUGAACCCAUUCCUGUCCGCUAUCUUGAGUGGAGCAAUAUAGAAUCCAUCAUCGCCAUCGCCUUUUCCUGUCUGGGCAUCCUUGUCACCUUGUUUGUCACCCUCAUCUUUGUGCUGUACCGGGACACACCAGUGGUCAAAUCCUCCAGUCGGGAGCUCUGCUACAUUAUCCUUGCUGGCAUCUUCCUUGGUUAUGUGUGCCCUUUCACUCUCAUUGCCAAACCUACCACCACGUCCUGCUACCUCCAGCGCCUCCUGGUUGGCCUCUCCUCUGCCAUGUGCUACUCUGCUUUAGUGACCAAAACCAACCGCAUCGCACGCAUCCUAGCUGGCAGCAAGAAGAAGAUCUGCACCCGGAAGCCAAGAUUCAUGAGCGCCUGGGCCCAGGUGAUCAUUGCUUCAAUCUUGAUUAGUGUGCAGCUAACCCUGGUGAUAACUCUGAUCAUCAUGGAGCCCCCCAUGCCCAUUCUGUCCUACCCAAGUAUCAAGGAAGUCUACCUUAUCUGCAAUACCAGCAACCUGGGUGUGGUGGCCCCUCUGGGCUACAAUGGACUCCUCAUCAUGAGCUGUACCUACUAUGCCUUCAAGACCCGCAAUGUGCCCGCCAACUUCAAUGAGGCCAAAUACAUUGCCUUCACCAUGUACACCACUUGCAUCAUCUGGCUGGCCUUUGUGCCCAUUUACUUUGGGAGCAACUACAAGAUCAUCACUACCUGCUUUGCAGUGAGCCUCAGUGUAACGGUGGCCCUGGGGUGCAUGUUCACUCCCAAGAUGUACAUCAUUAUUGCCAAGCCCGAGAGGAACGUCCGCAGUGCCUUCACCACCUCUGAUGUAGUCCGCAUGCACGUUGGCGAUGGCAAGCUGCCCUGCCGCUCCAACACUUUCCUCAACAUUUUCCGAAGGAAGAAAUCGGGGUCAGGGAAUGCCAAUUCUAAUGGCAAGUCUGUGUCAUGGUCUGAACCAGGUGGAAGACAGGUGCCCAAGGGACAGCAUAUGUGGCACCGCCUCUCUGUGCACGUGAAGACCAGUGAGACGGCCUGCAACCAAACAGCCGUCAUCAAGCCCCUCACUAAAAGUUACCAAGGCUCCGGCAAGAGCCUUACCUUUUCAGAUACCAGCACCAAGACCCUUUACAACGUGGAGGAGGAGGACGCCCGGCCGAUUGGCUUCAGCCCUCCCAGCAGUCCCUCUAUGGUGGUGCACCGACGCGUGCCCACCGCGGGCAGCACCCCGCCUUUGCCGCCCCACCUGACCACAGAGGAGACCCCCCUCUUCCUGGCCGACCCAGCCAUCCCCAAGGGCUUACCCCCUCCCCUCCAGCAGCCUCCGCCGCCGCCACCGCAGCCGCAGCAGCAACCGCCACCUCAGAAAUCCCUGAUGGAUCAGCUACAGGGAGUGGUCAACAAUUUCAGCACCGCGAUCCCGGAUUUCAACGCGGUGCUCUCAGUCCCCGGGGGUCCAGGGAACGGGAUGCGCUCGCUGUACCCGCCCCCUGCGCCCCCGCAGCACCUGCAAAUGCUCCCACUGCAGCUGAGCACCUUCGGGGAGGAGCCCGCCUCCCCCACAGCAGAGGAUGAGGACGAGGACGACAGCGAGAGGUUUAAGCUCCUCCAGGAGUACUUGUAUGAGCGGGAAGGGAACACGGAGGAAGAUGAACUGGAAGAGGAAGAGGAGGACCUGCAGGUGGCCAGCAAACCGACCCCAGAGGAUUCUCCCGCCCUGACGCCUCCGUCGCCUUUCCGCGACUCGGUGGCCUCUGGGAGCUCGGUGCCCAGCUCCCCCGUGUCCGAGUCGGUGCUCUGCACCCCUCCCAACGUGACCUACGCCUCUGUCAUCCUGAGGGACUAUAAACAAAGCUCUUCCACCCUGUAG